AUGAAUCCUCUCUCGGAACAGACCCCAGCGACGGCGACUCAGCGGUCGCCGGAAGAUCAAGACUUACUGGAAAGAAGCACGAAGAAACCAAAACACGCUCGCGGUGCUCCCAUGGCAUCUCCCCACCGCCCCACGGAAGUUGAUAUGCAAGAUUCACCAGUAGCAUCGGGUGGGGCUACACCGGACUCAAGCCAGUGGACGACCCCGGCGGCGACUCCCAACCAGGCAUGGGCGCAAAGCAAGAAUGCUCAGAUGAUGGACCGCGACGAGGUCGCCGAUGGAGAAAGAAUGGAAACGCUAAGAAACUCCUCUGGCUACCCAAUUUUCUUGGUCACAGAGGAAGAAAAAGAGAGACUACGAAGACCAUGGCGAAGAUCCCUCAUUAUUCGGGUACUGGGCAGAACUGUAGGCUACAACUACCUCCUUCAGAGAUUGCAGCGAAUGUGGAAACCAGAGGCGGUAUUCGACCUGAUCGAAAUGAACAACGGGUUUUUCCUGGCCAAAUUCGAAUCCCUCCACGACUACGGGUAUGCUAAAUACGAGGGGCCCUGGAUGAUCCUCGAUCACUAUCUAGUCGUGCAGGAGUGGGAACCCAACUUUGACACAAGAUGUGAUCAGACGAGGAAGAUUCUCGUCUGGAUACGGUUUCCGGACAUGCCUGUAGAAUAUUUCGAGGAGGAAUUCCUCAUGAAGAUCGGCAGAGACAUAGGCCGCCCUAUCAAGAUCGACACCACAACCAGUUUGGUAUCGAAAGCUAAGUUCGCAAGAAUGUGCAUCGAGAUGGAUAUUACCAAGCCUCUCCUUUCCAAGUACGUUCUAGACGAGAAAGAAUGGUUGAUCGAGUACGAAGGCUUCCACCUUGUGUGCUUCAAAUGUGGAACGUAUGGCCACCGACAUGAGCAGUGUGAAACGGAGAAACCACGGCCAGAAGGUGACACAACAGACCAAGACAAUAAUGAAUCAACCAGGAGGGCAAGAACGGUGAUCAAUCAAACGCCGCCGGAGAAAUAUGGAUAUUGGAUGUUAGUUACAAAGCAAAAGCGUGGGAACCGCCCUAGGACUCAGAACCAGAAUGCGGAUGUGGCAGCAAAAUAUUCCACAAGGUUCAACAAUCUGAUGUUCGAUGGCACUGGCUCCCAAUCAAGGUUCGCUCCCCUCCAGGACUUUGGCGAACCAGAACUGAACCAAGAUAAAGCUGCCCCUUCCUUGGCAUCAAUGGCCCAGACAACAUAA
Ipomoea triloba (trilobed morning glory) is the source of this 1233-nucleotide messenger RNA. RefSeq lists its product as uncharacterized. Lineage: Eukaryota; Viridiplantae; Streptophyta; Magnoliopsida; Solanales; Convolvulaceae. The coding region runs from base 1 to 1233 and encodes 410 amino acids. Gene Ontology annotation, molecular function: nucleic acid binding; zinc ion binding. The transcript has a single exon. The record is from RefSeq and is a predicted model, not a curated record.